GAGCAUUGUCUCGUGCGCCGCUUCCAGCAACAGGUCGUUAUCGAUCCGAAAAGGUGUUGUAGAUAUCGGUGCUUCCGAGCGCAUUUGGUUUCCUGAAGUGACUACGGUAGUUGUGUGAAGAUGCUCGACGAGAAAAGGUGCUACUAGAAGAUUCACUUUCUACACAUGGUACCGUCUAGUGCAGUAGCAGAUUUGGAAAUUCUACGGUUUUACGCUCGUUAUUCGUUGUUGCAAACUCUGAAAGCGUGAAUCAAGUGAAGCGUGUCAAACCUUACGACGACGACCGACGAGACGGUUCGGAACUGUUUGUGUUGAAACAAGCAAUUAGAACUCGAUCUUCGCCAGGUCGGAAGCGCUGGCCUUGCUAAGACGAAGACGACGUCCACUUCUACGUCACAGCGCACCACGUGCUUCGAGUGCUGGGAAUCGCGCGGGCAAACAGUAGUGGUCAGCCAGCGCCUACUGCAUUUUCGUUUCUCCAGACCCAUGUGAUUGCGAUACAAUAACGCAGCCCGAGAAUGUUCUCCAAUAACAAGGUGGCCUACAAACGGCUUAACGUUCAGCGAAUACCUGAAAAAUCUAUCGUCUUAAAACUAGUCAUCCCCCUCAUCGUUGCAUUCUUUGUGAUAUUUUGCAUCAUAGGACUACUCUCUCCACGACCCUCCAAUGAAAGAUGGUACGAACAAAGUAAGGAUACUCAACUACUUUCCAAUGACUCCGUACUAAUAGAAACGUUAAAACAUCUCUUAAAUUGCAAAUCCGUAGAUGCCCACUCCCGGAUAGAGACGCGAGGCAAUUACUAUGUGCUGAAAAACUUCAUUAGCCCCAAACGGCCACAGGAGUGCCAUGACAGCAUCACUUACACCACCCACGGGGAUUAUCGAUUCCUGGACAAUGUUGUUCCGCUUCUGGACCGAUGGCAGGGUCCGCUCAGUUUGGCAGUUUACGCCCCGGGAGAGGAGUUCGGGAUUGCCGUUGAAUCGUUGCGGUAUCUGAUUUAUUGCGACCGGCAGUCCUAUCUGGUGGAGGAGUAUGCGGCGGUGCACCUGUACUUUGAUUUUGAGCGGAUGCCGCCCAAACAGAUCCAAUUCUACAGUGACCUUCUUCAGACACCGCUGAACUGCCACUCUGACAACGUGACAUCCACUCUUCCAUCACUUGAAAAUCCUUCCAAUCACACCUAUCCAGUGAACGUCGGACGCAACAUUGCCCGAGAUGCCGCGCGAACGCAUUUCAUCCUGGCAAGUGACAUCGAGCUCUACCCCAAUCCGGGAUUCAUCGAAAUGUUCCUACAAAUGGUGGCCCAACCUGCGUAUCGGUACACCCUGGACAUGCCCAGUGUCUACGUUUUGCCCGUUUUCGAGGUAGAUAGCUAUUCGUCCGUUCCCGAAGACAAGAUUGAACUGCUGCAAAUGCUGAAAACCGGCGAAGCCAUAAUGUUCCACGAGAAGAUCUGUCCCAAGUGCCACACGGUGCCCAACUACGAUGAGUGGUUGAGAGUCGUCAAAACGGAUCGAACGAUGGACAUUCUAUCGACGGCUAAGCGUGAGGGACGUUUCGACCUCUGGGAACCCAUUUACGUGGGAACCAAACGGGAGCCACAGUAUCAGGAACGGUUGAACUGGGAGGGAAAAUUCGACAAGAUGACACAGGGCUACAUCAUGUGCGUGCUUGGAUACAAUUUCCACGUGCUGGACAAUGGAUUUCUGGUGCAUAAGCCAGGUUUCAAAAACGUUACUGAAGCAGCUCGGCCGGAAUUGGAGCGAGCGCAGAGAAAUUUUGUCGAGGAAGUGAUUUUUGAAGAGCUGAAGAUUCUGUACGGCGAGAACAAGCACUGUCGUUUGUGAGUUGUAAUAAAACGCUUGCUUUACAA
Messenger RNA from Aedes aegypti (yellow fever mosquito), 1873 nucleotides. Its product is annotated as beta-1,4-glucuronyltransferase 1. NCBI's taxonomy places the organism in Eukaryota, Metazoa, Arthropoda, Insecta, Diptera, Culicidae. Bases 519 to 1847 code for a protein of 442 amino acids. The record is from RefSeq and is a predicted model, not a curated record. The transcript has 5 exons.